ACGCUUUUCAUGUGAAAUUGACCAAUGGGCGUAUAAAAAAGGCCAGCCAGUCGUUUUCAUUCACUGCAUUCAGAUGUAAAUCUGGAGCGAUGAAUAGAGGGGGACUCUAUGACUGUAGCCGCCAGCGCCACCAGUAUCUGUAUCACUAAUAAUAAGGCCACCACCAUUGCAAUCGGUGGCGUUGGCGAAGACUCAAGAUUGGUGUCUUCAUCCCUCUCAGCCUCUUCUGCUUCAUUUUCAUCGUCGUCAACUUCAUCGUUUCGAUUCGGAUUAUCAUCAUCGAUUCCCUCUACACCGCUCCUAACAAUUCCAACUUGUGCAGCUUCCCGAUUGCAUCUGCUCCGCCUCCCUCCUCCUCGUCGAUGCUUUGCUAGCAUGGACAGUGGUGAAUUUCCAAGUCUGUAUCCAUUGCACCGGUGCAAAACUAUUUACCUGGUGAGGCAUGCUCAAGGAAUUCAUAAUGUGGAAGGAGAUAAGAACUAUAAAGCAUAUAUGUCUCCAGAAUAUUUCGACGCAUACCUUACUCCACUGGGCUGGCAACAGGUUGAUAAUUUGCGCAAGCAUGUACAUACAAGCGGGCUUUUGAAUAGGAUUGAAUUAGUUGUCACAUCUCCAUUGCUAAGAACUAUGCAAACUGCUGUUGGGGUAUUUGGUGGUGAUGGCUAUACAGACAGGAUGGAUACCCUGCCACUCAUGUUGGCAAAUGCAGGAAAUAGUCGGCGUGCUGCAAUUUCAAGUCUUAAUUGUCCUCCUAUUGUUGCAUUAGAACUUUGUCGAGAACAUUUGGGUGUUCAUCCAUGUGAUAAGAGGAGAAGCAUCAGUGAGUAUCAGUGCCUUUUUCCUGCAAUAGAUUUUUCACUGAUAGCAAGCGAUGAGGAUACUUUGUGGAAGGCAAAUGUCAGGGAGACAAAAGAAGAAGUUGCAGCUAGAGGAAUGAACUUCAUGAAAUGGUUACUGUCACGAAAAGAGAAAGAGAUAGCUGUUGUUACCCACAGUGGAUUCUUGUUUCAUACACUAUCCGCAUUUGGUAAUGACUGUCACUGUUCAGUGAAGAAAGAAAUUGCUCAGCAUUUUGCUAAUUGUGAGCUUCGCUCAAUGGUCCUUGUGGAUAAAAGCAUGAUAGGGUCAGACAGUUCACCAAUAAAUUAUCCCGGUAAAAUUCCUUCUGGGCUGGAUUUGCCCAGCGAUUUAGCAGACGAGAAGAAUCUGGAAAAUGGGAAGACCUAACGAAAGACAUUCCAACCGGGUCUUUGAAGAUCAACCCAUUGAAGCAUGGGAUUGCUGCUGCUAUAUGCCUGUGUACCUUGGCUGCAAUCUCAUGACUUAAAAAGCAGCUGAACUUUUCGUGGAGAUGAUGACUUUCUAGAUGCAAGGAGCAAUACUGUUUUGCAUCGUCUGUAAUUUGUUUGGUUAUGUAUAUGUAAGCCAUCUAAAUUUCUAUCUCUUGGGAGAUUACUGCGAAUCCACCGUAAAAUCUGAUCAUAUUUUUCUGUCUCUUGGAGCUAAGAGGGUUUUAUUUAUCGCUUUUCUCUUGAGCAA
Molecule: messenger RNA, 1539 nt
Organism: Coffea arabica (coffee)
Lineage: Eukaryota; Viridiplantae; Streptophyta; Magnoliopsida; Gentianales; Rubiaceae
Source: RefSeq, a predicted model, not a curated record